This is a messenger RNA of Syngnathus acus (greater pipefish), 1909 nucleotides long. RefSeq names its product nucleolin-like. NCBI's taxonomy places the organism in Eukaryota, Metazoa, Chordata, Actinopteri, Syngnathiformes, Syngnathidae. Gene Ontology annotation, molecular function: RNA binding. The transcript is spliced from 12 exons. Bases 130 to 1401 code for a protein of 423 amino acids. The record is from RefSeq and is a predicted model, not a curated record.
CCUCAAGACGUUGCGCAUGCGCAGUAGGAAACGCUAGCUUGCACACACGUGUAUCAUCGUCUGCUGCAAAAAUGGCAAAGGGUACAACAACUAAAAAGACACCAAGUAAAGUUCUGAAGAAUGACGUAGAUGUCACCGCUAUCACAAGUGAAAAAACAGAAACGCAAAGCGGAAUCUACUGGUGAAACGUCACCGCCCAAGAAAACUAAAGUCAUCAAUGAUGGUUAUUGCGUUUUUGUUGGAAACUUAAACACCUCCAAAACUUUUGAAGAAGUAACUGCCUCGUUGGAAAAGUUCUUUAUGACACAAAGUCUCAUAGUACAAGACAUCAGAUUAGCUAAAUCCAGAAAACAUGCAUUUAUGGAUUUGGCCUCAAAUAUGGAUGUGACUAAAGCCUUGUCACUGGAUGGGGAAGUAAUUCUUGGUCAGCCACUGACUAUUGAUAAAGCAAAGGUCAAAACAGUGGAGUCUGCGAAAAAGAAGGCGAAGGCUCCUAAACUGGACCAGAAAGCUAAAGAUUCUAGAUGUUUGUUUUUGAAGAAUGUCCCAUAUAACGCAACAAAGAAAGAUAUCAAGGAGGUUUUCCCGAAAGCAAUUGACAUCAGGUUCCCUGAUCAGGCUGACAGCCCAGACAAAGGUAUCGCCUUUUUGGAGUUUAAAAAUGAAGCUAUUGCUAGUAAAAUAAGGACGAGGAAAAAAGGAGCCAUGAUCCAAGAACGGGUUCUCAUCAUUGACCCUGUCGGAGUUGUCAGCAGCAAUAAAAAGAAAAAUGCCAACCCCAAAUCAUCCCAUGAAGUUGAAAUUUCUCCAAGCACCAAACUUUUUGUGAGCAACCUGCCUUUCAACGUGACAGAAAAGAACCUUAAACAUGUCUUUAAGAAAGCUCUCACCAUUACUAUGCCAAAGAAUGGUGAUAAAGCAAAUGGAUAUGCCUUUGUGGAGUUUGCCACAGUGGCAGAUGCUGAAAAAGCCAUGAAUGCCACCAAAAAGGUGAAAAUCCUAAAAAGGCUGAUCAAAGUCCAAUUCUAUGAAAAGAGAGAAAAGCCAGAGAUUGGAGAAGUGGAGUCAAAAAAACUAUUCGUAUCGAAACUUAGCGACAAGACAACCACAGAGAUUCUUCAAGAAGCUUUCCAGGGAUGUCUCAAUGCAAAAGUUGCCACAGAUAGAGUGACAGGAAAGUCAAAAAGGUUUGGCUUUGUGGAGUAUGAAAAUGAAGAAAUGUGUGCAGCUGCCAAACAGGCCAUGGAGGACAGUGAGAUCAAUGGGACCAAAGUCAGCGUGUGUUAUGCAAGAUCCAAAUCUAAUAAGGUGGGCGGGGCACCAGCGUUUUUCAGGGAAGUUUAUGCAUAUGUUGUUUCUCUUGUCACUGAUGAAAUUUUGAAACUGGUUUGUAAAUUUUAGUUGAAAUUUUCUGUCAGGACAAGAAUUUGGAGCUGCCAGGAUGCUAUGUGAUGUUAAAGGCGUGAAAUUUGAAUCUCUACAUAUCAUAAUACAAUAGUUUUUGUGUCUACUGUUUUUAUUUGGAUUGUAUUCCAGGCUAAAUUAUCUUGCAACGUCUAUAUUUUACAAAUUGUGCACUGUUACUGUUGUAAUUGUAUAUAAUUGAUUCUGAGCAGUGUUAUUUUUAACAUGGAAGAAUAAUUGUUUAGGGAUCCGUGACAGCACCCUCAUCCCCAUCCUCACCUAGUGGUAAUACAUCUUUUUUUUCUGUAUCAAACAAAUUAAAAUGAAUAAAAUUGUUAGCAAGUAUGUGCAGCAAUUUCUAAGCAAGUGGAUUCUGGAGAUUCUCCAAAUAUAUUUUUAUGUUGGGGAGUUAUCCUGGAUGAACUUAAAUAUAUUUUGAAAAGCAAAUAUUGUCUUGUUUUUGUAUACAUUGUAUUUUCAUUAAAGAUUCCUACACCACCACUGA